AGGUAGAUAAAUAGCUGAGGGAUUCUUGUCGCUCUACAGUCGCAACCAAAAGAUAAAGCAAAUAUGAAGACUUUCUGCAUGCUGAUUGCUCUGGCGGCCUUGAUUGCCACCACCUACUCCCAAACAACAACCCCAGCACCCACUCCUGCUGACUGGUUUACUUGUCCCGCGCGCGAUGGCUACUUUGCUCAUCCGUACGAUUGCGUCAAGUACUUCGUCUGUGUGCAGAACAACGCCUGGCUUUUGAGAUGUCCACCCUCUCCUGAAGGUGAGCUGUGGUUCGAUGCUGAGAAGAAGUACUGCAACUACCCACAACUGGUUGCCUGCACUGCUAAUCCCACCGGAAAAUCUUUCUAAAUGCAAAAUUUAUUUAAAACAUUGAAAUUAAAUGAUUACCACUGUGAUUUAUCAAUAAAAUAGGAUACUUGUUUAAUAAA
Messenger RNA from Neocloeon triangulifer, 437 nucleotides. Its product is annotated as major mite allergen Der p 23-like. The transcript is spliced from 4 exons. Bases 64 to 357 code for a protein of 97 amino acids. The record is from RefSeq and is a predicted model, not a curated record. Gene Ontology annotation, cellular component: extracellular region. Gene Ontology annotation, molecular function: chitin binding. Lineage: Eukaryota; Metazoa; Arthropoda; Insecta; Ephemeroptera; Baetidae.